Metopolophium dirhodum (rose-grain aphid) is the source of this 633-nucleotide messenger RNA. RefSeq names its product putative zinc finger protein 840. The record is from RefSeq and is a predicted model, not a curated record. Gene Ontology annotation, molecular function: DNA-binding transcription factor activity; RNA polymerase II cis-regulatory region sequence-specific DNA binding. Gene Ontology annotation, biological process: regulation of transcription by RNA polymerase II. The transcript is spliced from 4 exons. The coding region runs from base 1 to 633 and encodes 210 amino acids. Lineage: Eukaryota; Metazoa; Arthropoda; Insecta; Hemiptera; Aphididae.
AUGGUAGUGGACCCACCAGAGUCAACUACAGUGAAAGUUCCUGAAUCAUCUGAAACUGAAGAGACCAUCAACACAACUGAAACCAGACACGUGAUUGAUGACAGCUGUGAUUUAGAGUUAACUCCAAUUGACGUUAGCGACGCAUUUUCCAAAGGAGACUUGGGUGGAACGCAAUUCCAGUCGUGUUAUACAUGUCAUUGUAAAGCUACAUUCAAACAUGAGUCAUGGUACCUGAAGCAUCAAUUGACACACGGGCCAGGAACUUUUGAAUGUAACAAAUGUUCAAAAGUGUUCAAACCAGUAACAAUUGAUCGCCAUAGACUAUAUGACAGUGAUGAUGAUGUAAGCAAUAAUAGUUCUGAUGAUGAGAGUGAUGAGAGUAAAUACAAUUAUGCUAGUUCUACCAGUGACGAUUGUACCAAUUCAAAUAGUGAUGAAAUUCCAGAUGACAAGUAUGAAUGUGCUGAUUGCCACAAAUUGUUUAAAUUUAAAUCGUGGUACAAUAACCAUAUGACAACACACGCUAUUGUUGGGGUACAUCAGUGUCAAUAUUGCCCUAAGAAAUUCAAAAGAAGGGAAAAUCUUAAAAGGCAUUUCUUAGUAAUAUAUGACAUGAGUUGUAAAUUUAUUUAA